CCCCCCACCCCCGACGGCUUUGCCCUGGGGACCGAGCGGCCGCCCCGGACCUUGUGGUAGCGGCGCCGCUCGCCUGGUCGCCUCUGCGGACCUUGCGGCGGCGACGGUGGGAACCCAUGGAGCUUUCGGGAGCGCCCGUGGUUACGAACGGGAAGCGGUCGGGCCUGGGCCGUUGCAGGCAUUUCUUCUGGCUGGGAGUCAUCUUCGACGCGGUGGGCAUGGCGGUGCUGUUCACCGGCGUGUUCUGCAACCUGCUCUUCUACGACACACUGGUCUACAUGGGGUCCAUCAUCAUCUUCUUCAGCCUGCUCUGGUGGAUCUCCUGGUACACCGGCAACAUCGAACUGCUGCCCGAGGAGGCCUCGAAGCAGGCCUGGCGCGUGCCGCCCGCCACCGUGGUGGAAGCCCUGCGCCAGAACUUGAGCCACCGCCUCUCGCUGUCCAUAGGCAGCGUCUCCACCACCUUUUUGCAGAUCCAGCGGCGCCGGCGCGGCCGCCAGCGGACCUUGCGGAGGACUACCUCGCUAAAAAUGACCGUCACAGGCCUCGUGGAAAAAGAGCAGGAAAAGGAGAACAAGGACGCAGAGGGAGGGGAAAGUGCCAAGGAGAGCGGUGCCCCUCAAGACUUUUGCAAAGAGAGUCUGGGUCCCAAGCCUGAAGAUGACAAAAGCUCAGAGGCAGUUGGCUCCCCAGGCCCGCCGUGGUUUGGUCAGCAAGCUGUGUGCCCAUCGGACCAGCCUCUGCCGCCCGCCGUCCUGGCCUCGAAAAGCCUGCCUGUAGUGCCCUCCAUCUCUGUUGGUCAGCCUGUAGGCAUUUCUGUGAGCCAGCCUGUGGUUUCACAGAGCCAGCUCCAGAAUCUUCCUCGGGCCUCUCAAACUGGGGCUCGGCCUGGUCAGGCUGCUGGAACCCAGGCUGUGGACUCACGGGUCUCUCAGCCUGCCCAGACCUCCCGGAGCACCCCUGUAGUCCAGGAGAUUUUUGUAAGGCCAUCGUCGCAUGUCCUGAAGGUUCCUAAGAAUCCAGUUACUCCACCACUACCUGACCAGAAACUAUCUCAGGAGCUCCCUGACACCGCGUCACCUGUCACCGAGGCCACAGCUCCAGCCACUCAGGCCCAGCAGUCCGUCCCCACUGAGAGUGCGGCAGCCCCCGUGGCAGUGAAGAAAAGUGGCCCUCUCUAGUAGGGACCGGACCCCAGCCAUUUGAGUGGCUGCUCAGGCCUCUGGCAAAACUCACCAAUGUUUCUUCAGAUUUAACUGCCAACUUUAUAAAAGCACACUUAUCCUCAUCUUGUUUUGGAAACCUCCAUCCACAGUCCUGACCUCUCUCAGACCAGCAGACUUACUGGACUGCCUCUGCCAAGUAUACCUGUUUCGAUAAUGGGGAUAGUUUUCCAGCUUCAGGUGAUAAAGUUAUCUAUUGCCAGAAUUUUAAGCCAUAAUAAACUGCGCUAUUCCAAAUGAACCUUGUUUUAAAAUAAUUUGGUUUUUAAAAUAGACUUUUCUCAUGAAGGCAUUCCAGCAUUCCAAAUGGAAAAUAAUGUCUCACAUACUCUAGGUGAAUAUGUAUGUAAGUAAACUUCCCACAGAAACGGAUAUUAAAAAACACAACUCUUUUUAUCUCUUUUUUUUUUUCCUGACAGCUCUUUAGAGUCCAAACAACUCUUUUUAUUUAAGGAUAUUUUGUGACCUCUUUAUGAAAUAGCUAUCAGAAGGUAUUAAUGCAAUCAGUGCAUUAUAAUAUGCUGCAACUGAUAUGUAUAUGCUCACAACUUCUGAGUUUCUCAUUUUCCCAAGUAUUUAAAAUCUGAUUUUAUUGCACAUUUUAAUGAUAAUCUAAUAAAAUUCAUUUAGGCCUGCC
Messenger RNA from Lemur catta (Ring-tailed lemur), 1860 nucleotides. RefSeq lists its product as uncharacterized. Bases 117 to 1181 code for a protein of 354 amino acids. The record is from RefSeq and is a predicted model, not a curated record. The transcript has 2 exons. Lineage: Eukaryota; Metazoa; Chordata; Mammalia; Primates; Lemuridae.